AUGAACACGGCUGGCGCCAUUGCUUUCUGCACAGUGGGAUCGGUAAUCGCAGUCAUUGCUGCCAUUCAAUGCUAUAGGAUAUGGCAGCAGGACAAAAAGCUGAAGAAAGCACGCUUGAAAGAUGCUCCUAGCGAUGAACGCGACAACACCACCAACACUACGGCAGAUCUGAAGAGUGACGGAGAACAUCGAGGAGGUGGUUUGACGAUACCAGGUGAUACACCGAACACAACCCAGCUUGGAAAAAGCCUGGAGCUUUACCCACCACCCGCUUGGACUGGGGGCUCUGGAACGCGACCCAACAGUGGCUAUGAUGGUCUCGAAGUGGUGUCAUCAACACCGGAUAUGGUGCAAAGAAAGGAUUUCGCAAUUCCCGUCAGCACAUCCCAAGCUCAGCAGAGACCAGGAGGUAGUAGUUGGACAGGCAGUUGGACCGAGUAUGCCAAUAGCAUCACAAACUUCGGAAAUGGCCAAGUAAGGAAUGUUGUUUCCGAGCAAAAGCUUCAUCAAACUCCUGCAUUGCAGCACCAAAAUCAAGGUCUGCUCCAACCGUCGUCAAUGGCACUGCCAUCUCGGAGCCCCUCUCCAAUAUCUGCAGUCCAAGGAGCAGCCCAAUUCGUGCAAGGAGAGUCAAUGAAUCAUCACAGUCAAAGAAAUGAAAAUUCAACAAGCAUAUAUUCCAUGCCCUCCACCGUGGAGCUGGCUACCCCUUCUCCACUUGCGUACCGACCCUACACCCCACGGAUAGGCCAAGAAAUGUACUCGCGAACACCUUCAAAGUCGCCCGAAGCGGUUGGAGGCAGGACAAACAUCCGAGAAAAGGAUUCAAGCAUACAAGAGCUCGAGAAUCCGAUGCAACGGGUCAGCAAUUGCUCGACAGCUUCUCAGAUUGAUGCUCAACCACCAGAUCGCCCGUUCUCUGGAGCGCGGGCUCAUAAUCGUCAUAUGAGCACCGAAAGCCACAAGUACCGAGCCUAUCAUCCCAGUGUAGAUGAGGGCAAGGUGCCAAAUCUGCUACCACGUCCAGCAGCACCACUGCAUUCCCAUUCCACAUCUUUGCCGGUCACUGGAGAGCAACAGGUAACCAUCUCCAAGCGGACUGCCAGUGAACAAGUACGUAGUGUACAUCAAAAACCAGGUCGAUUCAGUCUCAAUGCGUUGACGACCGCUUUGCCCAAGGGCAAACGUUGA
Molecule: messenger RNA, 1191 nt
Organism: Exophiala bonariae
Lineage: Eukaryota; Fungi; Ascomycota; Eurotiomycetes; Chaetothyriales; Herpotrichiellaceae
Exons: 1
Coding region: 1-1191 (396 amino acids)
Source: RefSeq, a predicted model, not a curated record